Dalotia coriaria is the source of this 4480-nucleotide messenger RNA. RefSeq lists its product as uncharacterized. Bases 400 to 4005 code for a protein of 1201 amino acids. The transcript has 12 exons. NCBI's taxonomy places the organism in Eukaryota, Metazoa, Arthropoda, Insecta, Coleoptera, Staphylinidae. Gene Ontology annotation, molecular function: protein binding. The record is from RefSeq and is a predicted model, not a curated record.
UUGUUUACAUUGCCUACGAGAACGUGUUUGAUGCAGUUGGAGUUGGAGGAUCCGACGGAGUCGGCAUCCAUCGGCAUCACAAUGCGUGCUCGCUUCUUGUUCGGUUUGUUUGGGUGAGUAGAGUGAGUUUAGCGAGUGCCGCGUCUAGUUCGGUAUCAUUACGCACGUUUAUUGUGUGUACGUCGUGUGGAUCCACAAUCUCACUAUCAUGUUGUGCCGUAAUCAUGAAUCUUCCUUGUGUUAAGUCUCUAGUGUUCUAAAGUAAAGUGUUAGGAACUCUGUAUGCAUAUUAAUCUUAUCGGGUGCCGAAGAGUCUGCGCGCAUGAUGCUAACUCUUUCAUAGCCGUGGAUUUAUUUAUAGCACGACAACUAAUUAAAACGUAAAAGGUGUGAGCGAAAAUGUCGAGUGUCACUGCGACGAAUGGCGCCGUCGAUCGAGGGGCGAACGCAGGUGUGCUGCCCACCGGUGCUGUGGAAUUGACGGAAAGUUCUGGCAGAGCCCUUAAGCUGCAAACGGAUGCGCCACAUCUGGUCAGCAUGGGGGGCGACAGACUGAGCACGGCUGUCACGUUACAUCCCCUUCCGCAAGGGCGAGUAACGCUUGGAAGUGGCCCAGGUGUGGACAUACCAGUUCAAGGAACGGGUGUAUUACCUUUACACUGCCACAUUGAGAACAACGAAGGCGUAGUCACUCUGCAUCCUAUUGCGGGAAAUUCAAGCGUCGACGGCAUUCACAUUACCGCAUCCACAAGACUCACACAAGGUGUCAUGUUAACAAUCGGUCGCUCAAAUUACAUGCGCUUUAAUCAUCCGGCCGAAGCUAAAUUGAUGAAAUUAACCAAUUCGAGAAUCUCAAUGGCGCCAAUUACAUUCGAAAAUGAAGAGAUUUAUCAACAGAAAUUCUUGAAGAAGCCCCCGACGGUGCCGCGUAAAUCACCGCGCAGUUCCUACUCGGAUGAGGAGCCGUCACAAUCCAGUAUCAUGAUGAAGGUGUCAAAGUUUGAAUAUCUGGCCGCGCAGAACAUGAAGCAGAGUUUAUCACCGAAAGUGUUCUCGUCAAAUUUAGUCACGGUUAACAUGCCAGCCAAGGAUGUUUUGGGCAGGACUCCGCCUGAUUUGCAUAGCUAUGCGAAAAACAUUUCACAACCUGCUGUUAAUUAUGCCGAAACGAAUUUUAAGAAUAAAACGCCGGACAGGCAAAUAUUCGGUUGUAAGUCACCGAGUUAUGUUAACGUGCAGCUGAACGAGACGAAAACGAUUAAUAACAAAGUGGUUAUUUUCGAGAAUGGCUCGGUUAUGAAGGAACACCACGAACUUAAUAAUAUUACGCGUAACUACAAUCAGAAUGCGAAUAAAAACGUGAAUGUUGCCAAGGGUCAAACAAGGUGCAGCACGCCCAACGGCGAGAAUAAGAGCAACGUGAGCAGCUACGAAGAUUUAUCGCUACGUAAAAAUGAAGCAGAAAUCAAGAGAAAUCAGGCGCAAGUUGACAGAAUCAAAGAGCAGCAAAUUGAAAAAGCGGAAAAAGCGCGUUUGGAAGAGAUACUAACCAUGUGUGCCGAGUAUGAUAAGCAAGUUCAAUGCGACAAAGCUAAUAAACCGACGCCCAACAGGAUUAUAACUAACGGGUCGUUACCACGUGAUAAGCGCACGUGCAUUUCACCGAAUAUUAUGAACUCUCCAAAAUUAGGCAGUUCACCGAAUACUACAGAUACACAUUAUUUCAUAUUUGAAUCACAGGAGAGUGUUACAGGACAAAAUAUGCAGCAGCAAUAUGAAUCAAUCGAAGUACAAAAGAGUAACUCUAGCACCAGCGGGAAAAAUAUGAGCGCAUACGAGAAUGUAUCGAUAACAAACGGUUCGCCGACGCUGCCGCUGUCAUCGCCGCGUACGAGAAUUAAAACAUUUGUAACUCCCAACAAGGAAAGUUCCCCGAAAGAAUCGACAACAGAUUUGUUUGAUGCGCCAAUGUUUAAGGCAAAAACUCUACCGUCUAAAUUCAUUGCCCCGGUGAAAUUCAAAGACGAACAUGGUUACAUGAAACAUUUAGAGAAUUAUGAAAAUUUAACUUUAAAUAAUCACACUGGUAGCAUUGCGAAUAAUUUGAAUUUUACUGAAAAUAAAGAGAACACGAGCCCUGACAGCAAUUCUACAUCGCGUAAGCUUUACGAGUUGAAAGAGGAAAAGCGUGAUAAAUUAUCACAAAUCGCAACGAUUAAGAGACGCAUGGCUGAAAUGGAUAACAUGGGUGAAGAAUUAUCAAGAGAGCUUGAACUUGAAAAGGCUCUCAUUAUUGGAGAGUGCAAGGCUAAACAAUUGGAACUGGAGAAGCUUCAAGCGCGUAAAGAAAGAUUACUUCAGGACGCUCAUAAUCUUGAUUUGAAGAUGAAUGAAAGCCAACUUAUUCAAGAAGAAGAUCAAAGGGAGUGCAAGGAAAAGCUUGAAAUGGCAAAAGAUCGAGUCGAGUCUAUUGAAACAAAACUAUCAACUAUACCUAAAGAUUCGCCUGAGUAUAAUAGUACAUUUGAUGAGUACUUGGAAGCGCAGGAGACGUUAGAUAACGAAAACAAAAAGUUUGAAGAUUUAGAGUUUCACCAUUUAGAAGAAGAGGCAGAUAUGCUGGCCAGUAGAGAGGAGCACCAACGAGAGGUAAUGGAUUUGACAAAAAGAAUGGACGAUUUAAAGAAACACAUUAACGAUUUACAACGUGAAAAUUCCAUCACAGCUACCACAAAUGCUAAUGAAUUUACCAAAAUUGAAGAGAAACGAUUAGAAUUUUCCAAAGUUUUGGAAGAUAUUCGGACGAAAUUGCGUGAUAUUGAUGUUGAAUUGGCAAAUUUGAAAGACCGUGAAACAGAUGAUGAUUUAUCUACGGAUAGUGACACAGACAAACCGAAAGAUCUUGAAACGGUCAGACGGGAAGCGUCCAUGUUAUCACUGAAUAAAGUCUGCGAUAUGAGUACGUCGUUCAUUGUGACCAGUACAAGAAUAUGCGAAGAGGACUUCAAUAUGUCACAGUCAUUCAGUGAGAAAAUGUUUCAAGAGAAGUCUGUUUUGGAGGACGGUAUGGGCGGAAGGCGAAUUCCCAGCCAGGGUGACAUUGACCGAAUUAGCAAGGUAACCAUGGACGCUCCGAUGAACAUUGAAGACAAUCGUGAUUCGAUGAGCAAGAAAACUUUCGAAUCUCUAAAGGAAAUCGAACGAAAUCGUCAAUUACAUUUGGCACAACAAGGAUCUCAAGUUAUUGAAAACGAGCGACGGCGAGUUCAAGCAUUAAAACAAAAAGUGCAGAACGAAGUGCGUACAAAAUGGGCCGCAAGGAAACAAGAUUGCCAAUCAAUCAACUCUGUAGGAUCUGACGAUACUGAAAAUGGGAACUCCGAUCCUCCUAUCCCGAAAGAUGAAGUCAACUCGAACCACGUGGCCAGCAGUCCCGUUGAGCCAAGAGACAAUUCGAUAGGACCUGAUUCACCGCGUCCCUUGUCUGAAACCAGUGAUGUGAGCGUGGAAGUUGGAACAAUUGGGCGAAGGAGAGGCAAAAAUCUCGGUGACAAACAUCGACCGCUGACAAGAUUUCUGCCAAUUCGUAGCGUUGAAUUAGAUCUGCGUCAUCACAUUGAGUCGGCGGGCCACCAGGCAGAUCUUUGUCCACACGUGAGAAUAAACUCAACGAGUUGCCGCGGCUUUUUGCAUAAGCGCGGCUCAAAGCUUAAUGGUUGGAGUCGACGCUGGUUUGUGUUUGAUCGCGUCAAAAGAACACUAGUUUAUUACAGCGAUAAAACUGAAAAGAAACCCAGAGGUGGAGCUUAUUUUCAGGCGAUUGAAGAAGUCUACUUGGACCACGCCAACUCCGUGAAAUCGUCGAAUCCGCAUUUGACAUUCAUUGUGAAAACGCACGAGCGCUAUUAUUAUUUAAUGGCGCCGUCACCGGAAGCAAUGCGCAUAUGGAUCGACGUGAUUUUCACUGGUGCCGAAGGAUAUCAGGAGUUCGAGCACGGUACAUGAUCGUUUCCAUUCGAAAACCUGAGUAUCACAUUAUCGCAGAAUUGUGCAUCGAUUUUACCACAUACCCGAUGAAAACAUUCUGACUACUUAAAUGUUUCUCGCAAACAUAUAACUGAUUAAUUCGUAAUGAUGCAAAUGAAGUGCCUUCACCGUAAGACUGCAUUUCAUAUAAUUUAUAUUAAUCGUGGAUAACGAGCGAUGAAGAUUGACUUUAUUUAUAUAUUCUUAUGAAGUGAUUCGUGUAUUCAUAAGACUGGUUAUAAUUAUCAUAGUGUGUAUUUGAUGUGAAUGUUUAGCAUGUUGACUCUGAUCAAAUGGGGAAUAUUAUUGUCUAGAUUUUAUUGAAAUUUUUAAUCUACUACUAAAAAUAUAAGUCUUUAAAUUGCAUGUAAAUUAUGUUCUGAAACUAGUCGUCAAUAAGGUCGAAAUUGUAUUUUGGAUAUUAUGGGGUUUUGUGCAUAAACAUAUAAAAUUA